GCCUGCUAUCGUUUGCUUUCUUUCAAUUCCAUUUCAGUACCCGCAUUCAACUGUUAUCAUCUAUCUCUGUUCAUCCUACAUGUUGUGAAAUACGCGUAGCACGGAGUUUGCGAUUCUGACCACGGCGCAGCAGUUUCGAUCGAACCGUGCUGCAUGAAACUAACGCCCUCGUGGAGCAAAUAAAAUAAGUGAGGUUGUGCUGGGAUAGUGAAUGAUUUUUGCAGGAGCAGUUGUAGAAAAACGAUAUGGAUAUUAAGGUAAAAACGGAAGGUACCGAAAUCCAGUCAUAUCUGGAAUCCUUUAACAAGGAAAUUGAUGACGGCGACAAGGAGAUUGAGUUAGAAGAAGCUGAUGAACAAGAGGACGACGAUGAGGAAGGUGGAUGCUACUUUGUGGAUCAGAGUGGCAACUAUUAUUAUCAGGCAAGUAAGGAUUCGGAGCCUGUACUGACGACGGCACCACCCGAUGCCGAAAUAGAUGACGAGGAAGAUGAUGUGCAAGCAGAUAUUUCGGGGGAAUCUACCAAAGUGGAGCCCAAAACAGAGGAUGUAAGUUAUGUUCUAAUAAUGCAACCAAAUAAUGAUAAGGAUGAUGAAGGAACUGAAGCUUUAGACGAAGAAGAAAAUGUGUACGAAUUUGAAGAAGCGGAAUUGGGUGUCAUUGAAAGUAAAAACAAAGUCACUAACAAAGGAAAAACCCAAAGCUCCAAAAGUGUGACACACAUGUGCAACUAUUGCAAUUAUACGACAAACAAGCGAUUUUUGUUAGCACGUCAUAUGAAAUCCCAUUCUGAGGACCGUCCUCACAAAUGCUCCGUUUGCGAACGGGGUUUCAAGACUCUGGCGUCGUUGCAAAACCAUGUAAACACUCACACCGGUACAAAACCGCACCACUGUAAACAUUGUGAAAGCAGUUUUACUACUUCCGGUGAACUGGUUCGCCACGUGCGCUAUCGUCAUACGCAUGAGAAACCACAUAAAUGUCCCGAAUGCGACUAUGCGAGCGUCGAAUUGAGCAAACUUAAACGGCACAUUCGAUGCCAUACUGGCGAACGUCCGUACCAGUGUCCUCAUUGCACCUAUGCAUCCCCGGAUACAUUCAAACUGAAGCGGCAUCUUCGUAUCCACACCGGGGAGAAACCCUACGAGUGUGAUGUUUGUCACGCUCGGUUCACACAAUCAAACUCUUUAAAAGCUCAUAAAAUGAUACAUCAAGUUGGUGACAAACCGGUAUACCAUUGCGAACUAUGUCCAACGACGUGUGGUCGUAAAACUGAUCUUCGCAUUCAUGUGCAGAAGCUUCAUACCCCUCUGGACAAACCAAUGCGUUGUCGGCGCUGUAAUAACGUUUACCAGGACCGAUACUCGUAUAAAAUGCAUACGAAAACUCACGAAGGAGAAAAGUGUUACAAGUGUGAUCUGUGUCCGUAUGCUUCGAUUUCGGCCCGGCAUCUGGAAUCGCACCUGUUGGUCCACACGGACCAAAAACCGUUCCAGUGUGAAAUGUGUGAACAGUCGUUCCGCCAGAAGCAGUUACUCAGGCGGCACGUCAAUCUGUAUCACAAUCCGGAUUACAUCAUUCCGGCACCGAAAGCUAAAACACACAAAUGUCCGACGUGUCCGCGAUGUUUCCGUCAUAAGGGUAAUCUGAUUCGACACAUGGCCAUGCAUGAUCCGGACUCGAUGGCUCGAGAGGAAGCGAUGGCUCUAAAGGAAGGUCGCCAAAAGCGGGUGCGUAUCCGUCUGGAACAUGGCGAUGAAGAUGAUGAAAAUGACGAGAACGAUCAAGAAAUGAUGACCGUCGAGGGUGAAGAUGGUCAGUAUGUCGUCCUCGAAGUGAUACAACUGCACGAUGAUGAUGAACAGAAGCCUACGGGUAAGGAUAGAAAUACGAAGAAAAAAUUUAAAAGAGAAGUGGAAGAGGAAGAAGAAACGGAGGAAGAAUCAGAGGAAAGUGAGGAGGAGAUCGAGCUGCCCGAGAAUAGGGACGAUUUUAUUUUCAACGAAACGGAUGUGUUAAUGUCCUCAUUGGAGCCACCAGCCAAAAAAGCAAGGUAUAAUACUCUAAAUAGUACAACUACUAGCCGAGGUGUGGCCAUUGAAAAGGAUAUGUCAAAUUGUUUUGGAUUCGAUGACGAGGACGAGGAUAGUUCGGACGCAAAAGCAACCAUUACCUUGUUACACUAAACAAUAAGCCGUUCAAGUUAAGUAAGACUAAAGUACUUUAUCUAUCUAAGGCACAUUUUGGAUUACUUUCGAAUCGCAACCACUGCAGUUAGUGUUUAAGCUGUCGAGGCCCGGCACUUCGGCAUAGAUGUUUAGAGAAUGAUUAUAUCAGUCAGCAGUUAGUUUGACGUGGUUGUACAAUGAAAUGAUCUCACUUAUGAGAUGUAAUGGUUACGCUUGAAAAGUUAUCAAGAAGAAGUGCCAAGGACCUUCACUGUAGAUAGAUUUACUUGGAACUUUACGCAAUGUUUGUGUAGUAUUCGGCAUAGGAAUAUGAUAUUUCGGUUAUUCUAGUCUUAAAAUACUUUUCUAUGCUGUUUUAAAGUGCAUACAAUAAACAUGAA
Malaya genurostris is the source of this 2569-nucleotide messenger RNA. RefSeq names its product transcriptional repressor CTCF-like. Gene Ontology annotation, molecular function: RNA polymerase II cis-regulatory region sequence-specific DNA binding; DNA-binding transcription factor activity. Gene Ontology annotation, biological process: regulation of transcription by RNA polymerase II. The coding region runs from base 246 to 2186 and encodes 646 amino acids. The record is from RefSeq and is a predicted model, not a curated record. The transcript is spliced from 5 exons. NCBI's taxonomy places the organism in Eukaryota, Metazoa, Arthropoda, Insecta, Diptera, Culicidae.